AUGAUAGGUACCUUAACAGGACACUGCUGCCUUUAUAAACAUCUAAAUUUGAUGCAAAAGACAAACCUCAUAAAUUGCAGAUAUUGUAAAGGCAUGAUUGAAGAAACUAUGCAACACGUUAUAGCAUCUUGCGAUGCACACUCUAGUGUAAGGAGAAGGAUCUUAAACCACACUGUCAUCAAUGCUGAGGAGCUCGCGGAGGUGGAUCUGGAGGAUUUUCUCCUCUUCAUGAGGUCCGAUCCACCUUCUUCGACUUCCUCGACUUCUUCGGCUGACAGUGAGAUCGGGAGAUGGCUGAAUAAAUCCCAAAUAUCUGCCAAUCUCUGUGCAUUGGGACAAGUCAAGUUAAUAGAGAAGUAUACGAAGAUUGUUGAAGGAGAAGAAACUAUAACGUUGAACAGCAUCAUUGUUCUUACCACAUCAACUUCGAAAUCAAGUCACACGAUUGAUCUCGAAGAACAUUGUUGA
Molecule: messenger RNA, 468 nt
Organism: Clunio marinus
Lineage: Eukaryota; Metazoa; Arthropoda; Insecta; Diptera; Chironomidae
Source: the annotation of a GenBank genome assembly